AUGGUUAAGGCUAAAAAGGGCAAGAAAGAGAUAGCAACCAGCGCGGUUGGAGGUGUUUCGUCCGGUGAUGAAAUGGACCAAACUGAACUUCAAGAAGCUAACAUCGAUUCCGAUGCCGAGCAGGACAAUGUAAGCCUAAAAAACAAGAAGAAUCAACAAAAAUCGACAAAAAAGAAUAAGAAAAAUCGAAAAGAUUCAGAAGAGGCAGAAGAUGAAGUGGAUAGCAUCACAACUGGUGUUAAGAAGUUAGAAAUGAAAGGAAAGUCCAAAAACAAAGGCAAAUCAAAUCAGAUUGAUUCAGAUGAUGAAGUAGCCGAUGGCAAUAAGGAAGAAGAAGCACCAGCAAAAUCCAAAAAAGGUAAUAAAAAGAAAUCUGCUUUCGAACUACUGGCCGCAGACGACGAUGAUGAGGAUUAUGAAGCUAACCCACCCCAGGAUAUUGAAAUGUUAGAGGAGGAAGAUGAGCCAGUUAAGCAGCCAAAAAAAGAAAACAAAAAUGCCGGUAAAAAAGGUAAAAAAUCCAAAAGGGGAAAAGAUGAUGAAGAAGAUUUAGAUCAAAUCUUAGCAGAACUUCAAGCUGAAUAUGCGGGGGAGACAACAACUACCACCACAAAUGUGGUUGCUCCCGAUGAUUUGGACGACGAGGAAUUUACCAAGAAGAAGAAAAAUAAAGGCAAGCCACAGAAAAGCGCUGUUGAAAUUUCAGCACCUGAAGCAGAUGAAGCUGCUGGUGGUGGUAACGAUGAUGAGGAAGGAGGUACAGUUAAAACCGCUGCACAAAAGAAAAGAGAAAAGAAGGAGCGUCAAAAACGAGAGGCAGCUUUGGCUAAACAACGAGGGCCACCACAAACGAAGUCGGAAGUAGUGGAAAAUGUAGAGGAAAUAACUGAAGCUAUAAAUUUGGCAGAAAAGACUGAAGAUAAAGAGGUUCAACCUCAAUCAGAAGCUAGUGGUGGGGGUAAUGAAGACUCCGGUGCGAUUGCAGAAGAAGAGUCGGGAAAGGAUAAAAAGAACAAGAAGAAAGGUAAAAAGGAUAAAAAGGCCGAAGAUGAAGAACCGAAGAAGGAUAGUAAAAAGAAAGGAAUGUCCGCGGCUAUGGUGGCUGCUAUGCAGGAACGCUUGAAACAAAUUAAAGAGGAAGAAGAGCGACAGCAAAAAUUGGAAGAAGAACGGAUAAAGCAAGAAGAAGAACGUGAGCGGCUUCGUUUGGAAGCCAUAAGACUGGAAGCUGAGCGCAAAGAAAAGAAGAAGCAAAAAGAAGCGGAAAGAAAAGCCCGACUUAAAGCAGAAGGCAAACUUCUUACUAAGAAACAGAAAGAAGAACGAGCAAGAGCGCAAGCGAUGUUAGAAGCUUUGAAAGCCCAAGGACUCGAAAUACCCGAUCCAACUGAGAAGAGGCCAACAAGAUUAGGUACACGCAUUCGUCCAAAGAAGAAAGGACCUGCCAAAGACGAACAAGCUGAAGCUGAAGCCAAAGCUGCUGAGGAAGCCGCUGCAGCUGCAAAUGCCCAACAAGAGUCAUCUGAAAAAAAAGAAGUUAUUAAAGAGUCUUGGGAUGCCAGCGAUUCGGAAGAAGAUGCCAAUGGCGAUGACGAUACAUCCCAAGCUACUACUACUACCACAAAUAAUGACGAAAAGUCCAACAGUGGUGGAGAAGCUGCAGUUUCGGGCACAGCUGGCAAUGCUGCAGAAUCAUCCGAUGAUGAAUCUGAAGAUGAUGAAGAGUCUGAAAGUGAAUCUGAAAGUUCAGCUUCUGAAUCUGAAAAGGAAGAAGCCAUUAAUACGAAUGACGCGGAGGCUCGUCGGCUACGUGCUGAAGCUCGUAUUAUAAAGCGUCAAGAUGAUGCAGAGAAAAGGCGUACUGUAGAUGAUUUGCGCGCCGCUGUAGUAUGUGUACUCGGUCAUGUCGAUACAGGAAAAACAAAAAUUUUAGACAAAUUGCGUCGUACUCAUGUGCAGGAUUCCGAAGCUGGUGGCAUUACGCAACAGAUCGGCGCAACAAAUGUUCCAAUCGAUGCAAUAAAAGAACAAACUAAACCUGUUUAUAAUUCAUCAAGUUUCGAAUUUAAGUUGCCUGGCUUACUGAUUAUCGAUACUCCUGGUCACGAAUCGUUCAGUAAUCUAAGAAAUCGUGGAUCAUCACUCUGUGAUAUUGCUAUUUUGGUGGUAGACAUUAUGCACGGCCUGGAGCCUCAAACCAUAGAAUCAAUUAAUUUACUUAAAAAAAAGAAGUGUCCGUUCAUUGUCGCACUAAAUAAAAUUGAUCGAUUAUAUGAUUGGAAGGUGAUGGCUCGUCGAGACGUUCGUGAUGUUCUAAAGGAACAACAAGCCAAUACACAGCUUGAGUUCAAGCAACGUUCGAAGGAUGUAAUUCUCCAGUUUGCUGAGCAAGGUCUAAAUGCUGCACUUUUCUAUGAAAAUCCUGAUCCGAAAACAUAUGUUUCAUUGGUUCCAACCAGUGCAAUAACUGGCGAGGGUAUGGGCAAUUUACUGUUUCUUAUUGUGGAGUUUUGCCAAAAGAUGUUGCCGAAACGUUUAAUGUACUCAGAAGAGCUGCAGGCAACAGUAUUGGAAGUUAAGGCUAUUCCAGGUCUUGGCACCACUAUCGACGCGAUUUUAAUAAAUGGCAAACUUCGGGAAGGUCAAACAAUGAUAUUGGCGGGUACAGAUGGGCCAAUCGUUACUCAAAUACGUUCGCUUCUCAUGCCUCAACCAAUGAAAGAGUUGCGUGUAAAGAACGCCUAUAUUGAACACAAAGAAGUAAGGGCUGCCCAAGGUGUUAAAAUUGCAGCAAAGGAUUUAGAAAAGGCUAUUGCUGGAAUUAAUCUGCUCAUAGCACACAAACCGGAUGAAGUGGAAAUUUGCAAGGAAGAAGUUGCGAAAGAUCUAAAGAGCGCUUUAAGUCAUAUAAAACUUGCGCAAACUGGUGUGUAUGUGCAAGCUUCCACUCUGGGCUCACUAGAAGCUUUGCUAGAGUUCUUAAGAACGUCUAAAAUUCCGUAUUCUGCCAUUCGAAUUGGCCCGGUUGUGAAGCGUGAUGUGAUGAAAGCCUCGACUAUGCUCGAACAUGAGCCGCAAUUUGCAACAAUUUUGGCUUUCGAUGUGAAAGUGGAGCGUGAAGCGCAGGAGAUGGCCGAUUCGUUGGGUGUGAAAAUAUUCCAAGCUGACAUUAUUUAUCAUCUGUUUGACAAGUUUAUGGCCUACCGUGAGGAGCUGAAGCAGAAGAAGCGCGAGGAAUUCCGUUCGAUUGCCGUCUUUCCAUGCAAACUUAAGAUCCUGCCUCAAUUUAUUUUCAACAGUCGCGAUCCCAUAGUAAUGGGUGUGAUGGUGGAGAACGGUAUUGUCAAAGUCGGUACACCGAUUUGUGUACCCAGUCAAGAGUUUGUUGACAUUGGCAUUGUUACAUCCAUCGAAUCCAAUCACAAGCAAAUAGAAAGUGCUCGAAAGGGACAAGAGAUUUGCAUAAAAAUCGAGCCGAUUCCCGGUGAAUCGCCAAAAAUGUUCGGGCGUCAUUUCGACGCGGACGAUAUGCUUGUGAGCAAGAUAUCACGUCAAAGCAUCGACGCCUGCAAGGACUAUUUCCGCGAUGAUCUAAUAAAGGCUGACUGGUCACUCAUGGUUGAACUGAAGAAGCUUUUCGAAAUUUUAUAAGCUUACAAAGCAAAGCGCAUACACCAUAUUUAAAAGUAGUAAAUUAAAUCAACAAAAAAUGUACUGCAAACAGAACAAUUGAAAACACGCAAAAAAAUGGCGAAAGAAUAAAAAAAUAAGAAAAUAAACAUAAUCAAUAUGCAACUACAGCGCAACACAUUAAGAGACAAACAAAAACAAA
Bactrocera tryoni is the source of this 3832-nucleotide messenger RNA. RefSeq names its product eukaryotic translation initiation factor 5B (gene eIF5B). The record is from RefSeq and is a predicted model, not a curated record. Gene Ontology annotation, molecular function: translation initiation factor activity; GTP binding; GTPase activity. Lineage: Eukaryota; Metazoa; Arthropoda; Insecta; Diptera; Tephritidae. The coding region runs from base 1 to 3651 and encodes 1216 amino acids. The transcript is spliced from 9 exons.